Suillus plorans is the source of this 1087-nucleotide messenger RNA. RefSeq lists its product as uncharacterized. Lineage: Eukaryota; Fungi; Basidiomycota; Agaricomycetes; Boletales; Suillaceae. The record is from RefSeq and is a predicted model, not a curated record. The transcript has a single exon. Gene Ontology annotation, molecular function: protein binding. The coding region runs from base 64 to 885 and encodes 273 amino acids.
UCUGGCUCUUCUGAUCAGUCAAUGUAUCUGAAUAAUCUGGCCAUCAGUCUCCAAGCCAGACUCAUGCAACAGGGUGCCCUGUCUGACCUGGAUGAGGCUAUCAAGCUUUACAGAGUUGUACUUCCAUUCCGUUCCCCUGGUCACCCUGGUCGAUCCACGACUCUCAACAAACUUGUCAUCAGCCUUCAUGACAGAUGGAGGCAGCGGGGCUCCCCAUCUGACCUGAAUGAGACCAUCAAACUCCACGCUGCCACACUAGCACUGUGUCCCCCUGGCCAUAUUCCUCAAUUGGAGUGUAACAACAACCUUGCCACCAGCCUUCGUGACCGAUUUCAGCAGCACGGAACCCUGUCUGAACUGGAAGAUGUCAUCGAGCUCCACAGAGCUACACUCAUAUUCUGUCCACCUCACCAUGCUCUUCGAUCCAAUUAUAUGAACAACCUUGACGUCAGCCUUUGUGACAGAUUUAGGCAGCAGGGCGUUCUGUCUGACUUGGACGAGGCCACCGAGUUCUACUGGGCAGCACUCGCACUGCGUCCCCCUGGCCAUUCUCUGAUUCAUGUCUCAACGACUUUGCCACCAGCCUUCCAACCGGAUUCGCGGAAUGUGCCGCCCCAUCUGACCUGGACGAGGGAGGCCAUUAAGCUCCAUCUAGCUGCAGUCGCGCUCCGUCCCCCUGACAAUCUUAGGCGAUUCGUAUUUCUCUACCACCUUGACAUUAACCCUGAAACCAUGUUCGAGCAGCAGGGUACUUGGAUGAGGCCUAUAGGCUGUAUACGCAGCUCUCAAAAAUUGCAUUCAGUCUCUCGCCAAUGGGGUACGCCCGAUGAACAGAUAAAACACCACUUUGCCUUGCUUACCGUAUUCGUUCACAUAUGGGCUUAGUUUGAGACUCAGUACUCAUUCCCCGAUCUUUUAAACAUUUGCAGUGCCGAACUUAUACUCUGUCGUGUCGGCAUAAAUUAUCAUAUAGUUUUCUUGAAACAAGUUCCAGUGAUUCUCGUACCCACAGCUGAUGUCUAAUAAACACGUGUAAGCUCCUCCUGCACCUUGACUGUUCAGAUGAAAGUCUGGGUGGUUCGAUCCC